AUGUCUCAUAACGUCGUUAUUGCCGGUGCUUCCCGAGGAAUUGGUCUCGCUCUCGUGAAAUACACGCUCUUGCAGAACGAUAAAGCCCAUGUCGCUGCAGGCGUCCGUACUCCAUCAAAAGCUACAGAUCUAGCUGAGUUGGCAAAGAAGUAUCCAGGUCGUCUGCAUAUCUUUACUCUGGAUGUCGACAGUGACGACUCCAUCAAGGCCUUCACGUCAUCAAUCACAGCCGCUUUCCCCGAUGGCGUUGAUGUGCUGAUUAACAAUGCUGGUAUUCUGCCUACACCGAAAGCUACUCUUGCCGAUGUACCACGAAAAGACUUCUUGGACAACUUCAAUACGAACGCACUAUCGUCAUACUACGUAACCGUCGCUCUCCUCCCCCUCCUAUCAAAGAGCGGCAAUGCUAAAGUGUUAAACAUAUCUUCUCUCAUGGGCUCUAUCGGUGCUACUCACGACACGCUUGGUUAUGGGCCAAAUCCUGAAUACCGUGCUUCAAAAGCUGCCAUGAACAUGUUGUCUGCUACCUUGGCUGCUGUGCACCCGGAUGUCACGAUUGUUACGUCUCAUCCUGGUUUGGUAUUAACUGAUAUGUCUGCCAGUAUUGGAGUCAAUGCCGAGGACUUCCCGAUCGCCAUCACUACUGAAGUCUCUGCUACGUCGCUGUUGAAGGUGAUUAAUGGAUUGACGAAGGCUGAUAGUGGUAAAUUCUUGAGCUAUGAUGGAACUACUCUGCCUUGGUAA
Molecule: messenger RNA, 744 nt
Organism: Synchytrium microbalum
Lineage: Eukaryota; Fungi; Chytridiomycota; Chytridiomycetes; Synchytriales; Synchytriaceae
Exons: 4
Coding region: 1-744 (247 amino acids)
Source: RefSeq, a predicted model, not a curated record